Molecule: messenger RNA, 3123 nt
Organism: Dioszegia hungarica
Lineage: Eukaryota; Fungi; Basidiomycota; Tremellomycetes; Tremellales; Bulleribasidiaceae
Exons: 8
Coding region: 1-3123 (1040 amino acids)
Biological process (GO): regulation of transcription by RNA polymerase II
Cellular component (GO): Rpd3S complex
Source: RefSeq, a predicted model, not a curated record
AUGGACCCCUCUCCCCUCGCUGGACCAUCUAGCAGCCAGUCUCAGCUCCCCUCUGUCGCUGCACCACCCACGGCGAACGCUGAGACUGCCCCGACUCAAAGCGCACCCAGGAACGACCACUGCGAUGAGGCACCAGCUCCUGCCGCCACGUUCAUCGCUAUCCCCAAAUCCCACUCAGCCGACACCACCUCGGACGCUCAACUCGAGUCAGAUGAGCGCUCCACUUCGGGGCCUUCCCCGCACCCGCUGCAGUCCGACACCGUCAACGGCGCAGGCGCUGGGAGCCAAAGGGCAGGUGCCACUUUCAGCUUCGAUAGUAAUCCCGUAAUGGAUCGUCGAGAUCCAGCUGGCAAUACACCUCCAUCAUUGGGUGCUGAGGCGGAACCCAGAAAGAACGGCGAGGGGAGCGGGCGGAGCCUCAGGUUGACUAUCGGCGGUAUGGAUGCGCAUGGCAGUAGGGCAGCUUCAGAGGCGAGAGCUGGCGAAUUGAGGGCAGGAGAACCCGCACAAUCGAUCACCCCCACCCAUUCCCCACCCCGCUUAUUACCCAAGGCCAAACGUGUGGGACGUCCGCCCAAAGGCAUCAACGGCGCAGACGACGGGAAGGCGAGCGGUCGCGACCCGGCAGCUGGGUCUAGCAGUCAAGCUCGCCGCCCCCAGCCUAUCCAACCCCGUCCGGAACAUGUCAUCGCCAACGAGUUACCCCUCCACCCCUCCUUGCGGUCAAACAAUGCCGAGGCGGGCCCUUCACACACGCACCACCCAGUCGAGAACGGCGUAGACAUUGGAGGCGACACGAUCAUGCGGGAUGUCGCCGAGGGGCUAGUGCAGGAGCAGCGGCGGAGUCUGCGGGGGAGAGCUGCGCGCUCAGGCCUGGCUACAGACCGAGCGGAGGCUGUUGCGGGCGGAUCAGAAAUGAGUAUCAUUGCUGGUGUCAACGCAAGUGGGAAGGGCGUCAAGAUUGGGGGAGCGGGUAAGAUCGGGACAGGACCUGGCGGGGUACAACGCAAAAAGAAGAAGGGAGAUCUCGAAGCUCCCAACCAGGACUUCUGCUCAGUAUGUCGCGGUGUCGGCCGAUUCCUCUGCUGCGAUGGUUGUCCACGUUCCUUCCACUUCAUGUGCCUUGAGCCGCCUUUACGAGUGGACGAACUCCCGCAGGAAGAGACGUGGUACUGCAAGAAGUGCAAGGAUGAUUUUGCCAACGAGAACAAAUCCUCUGGAGCGCUAACCGGUCCCUCUCCGUCGCCUGCACCUGGCGGACCCCCUGCAAAGCCUACACUACGGCCCAUCCCGGCAACAUUCAGGAUGCUCGUCAAGCGCGUGGACGAGGAGAAUCCGAUGCAGUUCCGCCUGCCUCUCGAGGUCCGGAUGUACUUUGCGGGUGUGGGGGAGACGGCGGCGGGAGGGUACUUUGAGGAGGUGGAGACUGGGCGGAAGUCUGAUCGCAAAGGCUUCGAUGCUGAACGCGAUCCUACCCGCCUCAAAGACUCCCGCUCUCGCCUCGUCGCGUGCUACGUCUGCGGCGGCACGUCCCUUCCCGACAAGACGCUCGCGACCGAUCCCGAACCCGCCUGGCGCCUCAUCGUCAGCUGCGACUAUUGCGCCCUGCACUGGCACCUCGACUGCCUGAGCCCACCGCUCGCGACGGUCCCGAAUCUGAUCGGGAACAGGAAGUGGAUGUGUCCUAAUCACGCCGAGCAGGUCAUGCCUCGCCGCCGGACUGUUGCUGCUGGCGUUGAAACCGUGGAUGUCAAACACCUCGCGACGCCCAAUAAUGGCAACAUUGUCAUUGUACCAGAAGCGCGUCGACCUCAGUUGUCGAUCGAGGAUAUCAUGGUGAAUAGGCGGAAGUAUAGGGUUCCGGAGCGGAUCAUCCAGCUGGACUUUUUCGAUCGCGUCAAGGGGCGGAAGAGAACUCCUCCACCGGAUGCUGAAAGAGGGAGGCGCUCGGGAUCCGAGUCGAGCUCGGGCUUGACAAGUCUGGGAAGUGACAGUCCGCCGACCAAUCGACACGACCUGGAAGCGGUCCGGCUGAUUAUGGGCUUAUCCUCGGCCAAGCCCAAUCCGGUCAUCCAGCCGGCACGCGCAGACGUCCAGGCCCGUAACGGAGCCGGCCCCUCCCUCCCGACGCCUAGUGCUGCAGAGCCAAUGGUCAUCGAUGACGAUGACGAGGACGACCGGCUCUCCCCUCCUCCUCCAGCCCGCAUUGCUCCCCGCGCUCCACCUCAAUCACCAAAGAUCCGCCUAGCGAUCGGCCCGUUGGGGUCGCCCAAGGCAAAAGAGGCUGCCACAAAAACUCCAAUCGUGAAACUCAAGCUUCGACAGCCGGUCAUUACAGGCUGGCAACCUCCACCGGAAAUCGCUCCCCCUCUCAGCUUUAAGCCGGGCUCUAGCGCUGCUGUACCUCUCUCCAUGGCACCUCCGUCCCUCAAUCGCUCGUCUGUCCGUCAGGCACCCCUCCCCGUCCGCCCUCCCGCUCAGGCGGACUCCUCCGGCGAUCUUUCGCCUCCCCCUCCACUAUUCAGUCUCCUCCCCGCGGACCGCAAAGGUAAAGGUCGAGCCGUACCUAGGACGAACCCAUCGCAGACUACUCCGGCCACUGCGCAUCAUGCCCGAGAUACCAGCGGGACCGACGCUACGGGCUCGGAAGUCGACCAGCUCGACUCGCGCGUCGCUUCUCCCAGGAUAUCCGCCCUUAAUACCCGGCGCACGGCCUCCGCAUCCAGCUCCUCACGCAAGCGCAAUGCGGAAGUCGUCUCGGAGGGGGAGAGCGAGAUGCCAACUCCGUCGGAAGCAUCGCCUGUACCCACACCCGCCAAGCCUGCUCGGAAACGGACCAAGGCCAAGGCGCCGAACACCCCACUCCCGGGCUUGGGGGUAGCUGGGCCGAGUACAGCUUCCGGUUCCGGCUCAGGGCAAACUCCGGGGGGUCAGGCGGGUCCGUCCAGCGCACCACUGCCGCAGUACAUCCCGCCCCAGAUCACGGGGGCGAUGGCGCUUGCGAUGCUGGACGCGGUCAAGGCAAGUGGGGAUGGGAGCAUCCCGCUGAAUGUGGCCAAGGCGCUGGCGGAGGCCACGAGGGCGGAUAUGCGGAGGCAGCGAGAGGAGGAGGGGCGGCGAUAA